Messenger RNA from Salvia splendens (bonfire salvia), 2223 nucleotides. Its product is annotated as E3 ubiquitin-protein ligase BIG BROTHER. The transcript is spliced from 9 exons. The record is from RefSeq and is a predicted model, not a curated record. NCBI's taxonomy places the organism in Eukaryota, Viridiplantae, Streptophyta, Magnoliopsida, Lamiales, Lamiaceae. Gene Ontology annotation, molecular function: ubiquitin-protein transferase activity; ubiquitin conjugating enzyme binding. Gene Ontology annotation, biological process: protein ubiquitination; floral organ development; negative regulation of organ growth. The coding region runs from base 1219 to 2097 and encodes 292 amino acids.
AUGAACGGUGACAAGUUUCCAAAAUAAAAUCCCUCUCAUCGCAUUAAUCUCAUCUAGAUCGCAUUUCUUUAGUCAAUUCUCUAAUUUGAUCUUCAAUUUCACCAUCAAAUAUGCAGAUAUGCAUAUGAAAGUCUGAACUCUGAAGUAUUAAGUGACCAGUUGCAGUAACUACAAAUGGCGAUGAGAAUGGAAGGGUCAAAAAGGAGAUGAAUUCCUUGCUUGGAUGCAAGGUAAUUGAGGGGCCCCAUUUUGAUCUGAUCACCUCGUGUUUUAUCAUGUAGCUUUAUGCACAGUUAGCUUAGCUACUAACUGUUCGACAAAUUUCUUCAACACACAACCACAUCUUUCUAUCUCUUGUUCCCUUUUUUGUCAUUUGAGACUGAAUUCUAUCGUGAUACACUGAUACACAUGCAGCAGGUGGCAUAGAUCAGUUCAAUUUCAGAAAUGGUUUUUUGGUUUUGUUUAGGGUUCAAAUCAAUUUACCCAAUUUACUUGUUAUCAUUCACUAUUUCUGUGAGGAAGAGUGCAGUGAUUGACUGAUCAUUGUGGCGCACCAUAUGUUUGUAAAGGGAAUUGGAUUGGAGCAGUUAAUCAGCCAAACCAUACAUUAACCAAUGACUAUUUAGGGGAGUUGAUCAUCCCAAUGGAAAUGUAGAGAAUAUAAUAAUGGUGAAAAGGGGGAAUUAACAAUAUUAUCUGAAUUCCAUUGACUAUAAGGAGGAGGGGAGAAAGGGGGACCAAACAGUGAAGAGCAAACAAAUUGGAUUUGUAGAUAUUGUUGGAACAGUACAGCUGUAGGGCAAAGAUUUUUGCAGACAGUGUUUUGGGAAUUCGGCUGUGCCUCAUUCUCGAUUCCCUUCUCCCUCUUCCAAUAUUUCACUUUUUUCACACUUUGUUAUGUUAUUUGGGUUUACCAUGCAUAUUUAAUUCAUUUUAAAUUGAAAAGUGAAAAGAGAGUAGAUACAAAAUAGGGGUGGGGGUGGGGUUGGCGUUGGCGUGUAGUGCAGGUGCAAUCCGGCAUAAGCGCCACAAGCAAAGCCAGACGAGACCACACUGACAGACAAAAGAGAAAACUCGCUGCCACACCCAUCUCUCUCUCUCUCUGUGAGAAUCUACACCUCCACUGCGUGUGAAUCUGCCUCGCUCGUGCCACUCCUUCAUUCGGACCGUCUGUAGCAGUAAGGUUGACGCAUACACGCCCUCUAUUAUCUGACAAUAAUGAACGAGAAUGAGCAAGUGGUGCAUUACAUGGACAACAGCUACUAUUACCCUGUCUCUGAGGGUUAUGUUGAUUACUACAGCAGUGCUUCAACAGCCCCUUUGAAUUAUCUUAACUUCGCCCCAAUGAAUGAUCAGGAAUCUAUAUAUUGGUCAAUGCAUAUGAAUUCCUAUAAAUAUGGACAACCCGAUCCAGAGGGUUUCUAUUAUGGACUCUAUGAUGACAAUGACCUUGCUCCAAGAAUGGAUUUUAACAGGAGAGUUUGGGAAUAUUCCUCAAUGGCAACCACAGAAGAUCCUAUAACUGUAGACUUACCACCCGAACAAAGUGUGGUUUCUGAAGUGCAUUCUAUUCCUGAGGAACGUGUGGUUUCUGAAGUGCAUUCGAUUCCUGAGGAAAGAUUACCAAAUGAUCAAGAUGCUGCCAAUGAUGAGGUUGCAUGGCAAGAUGAUAUUAACCCUGAUACCAUGACGUAUGAGGAACUGCUUGAUUUGGGCGAGGCAGUGGGAACUCAGAGUCGAGGACUUUCUCAAGAGCUCAUUGAUCUGCUUCCGACCUCAAAACACAAGUCUGGUGGAAUUUUCUCAAGGAAAAAGUCUGAAGAGAGAUGCGUCAUUUGCCAGAUGCGGUAUAAAAGAGGGGACAGACAAAUCAAUCUACCGUGUAAGCAUGCUUACCACACUCAUUGUGGCUCCAAGUGGCUUAGCAUCAACAAGAUUUCACUUCUUUCCAGACAUGUCCAGUAUGCAACACUGAGGUAUUUGGUGAUGAUCAGCACAAUGAUUUGCCGAAUUGACUGGAAGUUCCAUAGAGAAGGAGCUAUUUAUUGCACAUUUGUGCUCUCUCUCAUACAUAGAAGAGCUUUGCAGAGUGUGUAGUUUAGAAAAUCUAGUUCUAUUUGUCUGAGUGGCAUCCAUUUUUUUUUGUUUCUCUUUUAACGCUAAGACACUGCAAUCCCACCACAGUUCUUUAAAUUGAUUCUGAAAUCAACUUUUGUUUCAUCA